UACGAAACGACGACUCGGCGCUGCUCGCUGCGCCUCGGUCAAUCCGCGACUAGUAUGGCGCUACGCGCUCCGACACGGCAUCGUACGUAGCGUGCUCGUCGUUCUAAGGGCUCGUGCACCUCGGCCAACCCCCUGGUGAAAACUGGAAAACGCGUGCGAAUCGGCAUAUUUGUCCACCCCCCGACGACGUUAACCGAGCUGAAAGCACCGCACCGAUUCUCGACGAGUGUUCGGACACAGUGGCGGAGGGCAUGGUUUCGCGCGGGUAAAAAGUAAACGAACGAAAGCGAGAGGGAAAUCCCCGACGUUGUUUUCGAAGUCCACCACCGGCCAGACAGAGAGACGUCGACCGACGGAGACAGCUAGCGCGAGUCAGAGGCCAACCGUUCAACCGCGUGCACGCUGACCCGGUGCGGAGGAGAUCGCCGUGGACGCCGGGUGGUAAACGCUUGAUUGCGUUGCGGUAGCACGGACCUGCGUUAAGCGUUCGCCAGUAAUAAGUGAAAUGAUAACGUCGUUUGCCGCGAUACGGAGCACGAGGGCAGAUGGUACCAGCGGCAGGUGUCUGGUCCGGCGCGGGCUGUGAGCCAACGAUGCGAGAGGAUCCACCAGACAGGACAGAGAAUAGUGAACGGCCACGCACACAUCGCCAGGUCCCCCAACGCAGGGGCUGAAAAAAGUAACCAGGUACACAAAAGAAAAACGAUAGAGAGAAAGAGAAAGAGAAAGAGAGAGAGAGAGAGAGAGAAGGACAGAGGAGCUCUGCGUGUCAACUGCACAGCUGAUCGCUGAUAAACAUGAAAGUGCCCGCCGCGUGUGACGCUUACGUUCUCGAUUAAUACCGUAGAGCCUGCUUGCGUUACCUUCCCGGGUGCUUUGAAUAGCCGUUCUCGCUAAUUAGAGAUCGCUAGGAAAGGUUGAGAGCAAAAUGGCAUGUCCUUUUUCACGUGAGCGCUUCAAAGCAAGGUGCGACGAGGGUAGCGAGACCCAGGGCAACAGCAGACAGACCAUCACUAGAUUGGGACGGGAUGACGGGGGCAAGUCCAGGCAAUCGUCUUUCGAGGUCUCGUCGUUGCUGAUGAGGGAGGAGAUGGAGGACCCAGAGGACACGCAGACGCUUAAUCUGAAGCACCUGAGGGCCGCUGUACUCGUGCUGACCAACCCAUCGAACGAGGUGGUUUCCGUGGCUCUGGGGGCCCUUUUGAGCAAAGGAGAGGAGCAGCUUUCAUUCGCGAGGUCGCUCGAGAAACUCCUGUAUAAUAUCGAUGCGGAAGAGAACUAUAACUUACUGGAAGACAUUUACGAGACUCUAAAUUAUCACUCCGAUGUAGACGUGAGCACGUUUUUCGAUCAUCUCGGCCAGGAGCUGAUCUACACUGCUUGCGUUGGUCUUCUGGAACGAGCGUUCCGUUGCCUCGGGAACGAUCUGACAGCCUUUCUGACCACUCUCGACGGCGUAAACGACGUUGUACAACACCAGUCCGGAUCAGAAGCUGAAGCAGAGUUCGUGUGUAUCGCUACGCCAGAAGCGAUAGAACUCCACUUUACAACCGACCACCCGUCUGUCGCUUAUUUGCUGGUCGGUAGCUUGAAAGGCAUCGCCAGGCAGUUUUAUAACGACAAUGCUAACGUGUACAUUCUACCUGAUCCGUACAAUACGAAAUUUUUUAGGUAUCGCAUCACGCCAGAACGUUACAGCGGGCACCUGGCCGUCGAUUCGAAGAUCGACAACAAUCACGACACCGUCUCGUCUCAUUUCCGUCCACUCUCGACCGAGGCCACGGACCUCCGCAUGGGGGUCGGGAGCUUCUGCAAAGCAUUUCCAUGGCACUUCGUCGUCGAUCGACAAUUGGAGCUUGUGCAGCUCGGGGUCGGAUUCAUGAGGAUUUUCGGGCAUCAUCUGAACCGAUUGGGGCGAGAGAUAUCGACCUACUUCGUUUUCACACGGCCGCGCGGGGUUACUCUGACCUUUCACGAGAUACUGAAGCGCGCAAACACGCCUUUUGUGCUGACCCUACAGAGACCGCAGGGCGUCGAUAAAUACCCCGCAGAGGGCUUAGAGAUGAAAGGUCAAAUGGUCCAUUGUCCUGAAUCGGAUUCCAUCCUAUUCGUGAGCUCGCCAUUCCUGAACGGCCUGGAAGGCCUGACUGGCAGAGGACUUUUUAUAUCCGAUAUUCCACUACACGACGCUACGAGGGACGUGAUUUUGGUGGGGGAACAAGCCAGAGCGCAGGAUGGUCUAAGGAGACGAAUGGACAAAUUAAAGAGCUCUAUAGAGGAAGCAAAUCUCGCUGUGUCCGCAGAAAGGGAAAAGAACGUCAGCUUGCUUCAUCUCAUAUUCCCUCCAGAUAUUGCGAAACGGUUAUGGUUGGGAGAAACUAUCGAGGCGAAAACCUACCCCGAGGUGACGAUGCUUUUUAGUGACAUCGUUGGUUUCACGGAAAUAUGUUCCACCGCGACCCCGAUGAUGGUCAUCAACAUGCUUCAGAAUCUUUACGAGCAGUUCGACUCGUUCUGUGGCCAGUUGGACGUUUAUAAGGUGGAAACAAUCGGAGAUGCCUAUUGCGUUGCGUGCGGCCUUCAUCGCGAUACCCAUAUACAUGCACAACAAAUAGCUUGGAUGGCUUUGAAAAUGAUACAAGCAUGCUCUAAUCAUUUGACUCACAAGGGUAAACCAAUAAGGAUGCGCAUUGGGAUUCACACUGGGAUGGUGCUGGCAGGCGUUGUCGGAAAGAAGAUGCCCAGGUACUGUCUCUUCGGACACAACGUUACUUUAGCAAACAAAUUCGAAUCCUUAAGCGAGCCACUUCGUAUCCACGUUAGCCCAACGACGUACAUCUUACUGAAACACCCCGUAACAGGAUUCGACCUGGAGUCACGAAGCAAGGAGUUCUUACCUAAGGAAUUUUUAGCUAACACCGAGGGACCCUCGUAUUUUCUCAACGAUUACAAGCACAAGGACGUCGACGUCAGCCUCCCUCUCGAUCUUCACAUACAGAACGCGAUCAGGGAAUGCGAACUCGCCGUCAGCAUGUAGAUAUAUUCGAUUCGAAGCAAUCCCGACGAGCGCGCGUCGUUCGAAAAUUGUCGCUGUACCAAUCGCUACUGUCCGUAAUUACAAUAACUUCGGCAACAUCUAUGAAUUCACAAAACCGGCACUGUGUAGCGACGCUAAUUCUACCAGCCUAACGGUGACCCGCGAGCCGAUAAUAUUUAUACGCAGAGUUUUAGAUUACAAUUAUUAUAUACUUAUGACCAUAUGAGCAAAUAAAUCUGUAUGAUAAAGUA
Hylaeus volcanicus is the source of this 3288-nucleotide messenger RNA. It is a transcript of the gene Gycalpha99B, whose product is annotated as head-specific guanylate cyclase. Gene Ontology annotation, molecular function: heme binding; guanylate cyclase activity. The record is from RefSeq and is a predicted model, not a curated record. The coding region runs from base 929 to 3037 and encodes 702 amino acids. The transcript is spliced from 11 exons. Lineage: Eukaryota; Metazoa; Arthropoda; Insecta; Hymenoptera; Colletidae. Gene Ontology annotation, cellular component: guanylate cyclase complex, soluble. Gene Ontology annotation, biological process: response to oxygen levels; cGMP biosynthetic process.